GCCCCUAAUUUUAUUUAGUAACACAAUUGGUAACACAACAUGAAGAUUCUAAUUCUUUUGAGCCUCGCCUUGGUCGCAGUGUCUGCUGUGCAACCGCGAUACCAAAGGAUCGUGGGUGGCUCGGUGACAACCAUUGGCAAAUACCCAUAUGCCGUCGCGAUGUUGUAUUCGCGAUCCGGCAGUGGUACAUACACCCAGAGCUGUGGUGGAACCAUCAUAAACAACCGAUCUGUGUUAUCCGCUGCCCAUUGCUUCUACGGAGAUACUACUCGGCAAUGGCGUAUGCGAGUUGGUUCAACUAACAGUAACAGUGGUGGUGUAGUCCACAACACCAACGCAAUCAUAAUGCAUCCUCAGUACAAUCACAGGACCACUGACAAUGACGUGGCAAUUGUCCGUUCCAACUCAGCUUUCAACUUCAAUGCCAAUGUGGCUAGAGGAUCUAUUGCCAGCUCCAACUACUAUCUUCCUGACAACGCACCUGUCUGGGCUAUUGGCUGGGGACGGACCGCCUGGAACGGACCCUCAUCAAACCAACUCCGCGAGGUACAAAUGUACACAGUGAAUCUUCAAACUUGCAUCAACCGCUACAGAGAAAUCAACAACUUGGUAAACGCUAACAUGUUGUGUGUUGGUAUCUUGGACGUUGGUGGCCGCGAUCAGUGCGGUGGUGACUCUGGUGGUCCCCUCCUCCAUAACAACGCCGUUGUUGGUAUCUGCUCUUGGGGUCACAGGGAGUGCGCUCACCCAAGAUACCCAGGUGUUAAUGCACGCGUUUCCCGUUACACAAGUUGGAUCCAGUCUAACGCUUAAAUUAAGAACUUUUUAUAUGUCAAAGUAAAUUAUUGACCAUUAUACUAUAUGCUGUAUA
This is a messenger RNA of Pieris brassicae (large cabbage white), 871 nucleotides long. Its product is annotated as trypsin CFT-1-like. Lineage: Eukaryota; Metazoa; Arthropoda; Insecta; Lepidoptera; Pieridae. Gene Ontology annotation, molecular function: serine-type endopeptidase activity. Gene Ontology annotation, biological process: proteolysis. The transcript has 4 exons. The record is from RefSeq and is a predicted model, not a curated record. The coding region runs from base 40 to 813 and encodes 257 amino acids.